AUGUCUCGUCCUCGGCUCGUCCUGUCCAUAGGUCUCAUUGACUUCGUUUCUUUGCGCUCUGUCACCCACAAAACGCUAUGCGGGGAGGACGAGGACCCGGACAACCAAGUCGUGGACGCGGCGGUGGCCGCCAUGGGACAUGUCACCAGGUUCCUGUACCAGCAGUUGUAUUUGGAAUUGGGUGCGGCAGAGAACAUAUCACAGUUUGCGGAGGACCGAGGCCUAAACCCUGAUGUUUUCGAGCGGGCUGUCGUGGAGUUCUCCGAAGCGCAGAGAUGGCGUCUCUUCCCGGGGCGCUGGAUGACAGCGCUUAUCACCUCCUUGCUACCUCGACCUGUUCCAGAACCAGAAUCCCCUCCGCUUUUCGUGAGCAUUGGUGCUAAUCGCCGGGCUCGCGGGACCUGGGAGCCCUGGGAGUCAUGA
Molecule: messenger RNA, 423 nt
Organism: Symbiodinium natans
Lineage: Eukaryota; Dinophyceae; Suessiales; Symbiodiniaceae
Source: the annotation of a GenBank genome assembly